AUGAUAUUUCUUAGGAAGAAACACAAGCCUUCUUCAAGUGUUCUUCCUCUUCAAUUAACUUCUCUGUAGAAUAACACUCACCCUUUUUUCAAACUCUCCUUCUCAAAAGUUGAAGAAAAAUGGCCACUGAAAAGCUUAGAGGUUGUGCAAAAUUCUUUGAGAGCUCUAAACCCUACUUGGCCAUGAUCUCUUUACAGUUUGGCUAUGCUGGCAUGAACAUUAUCACUAAGGUUUCCCUCAACCAAGGCAUGAGCCACUAUGUCCUCGUGGUUUAUCGCCACGCUAUUGCCACCCUUUCCAUCGCUCCUUUUGCCUUUAUUUUUGAAAGGAAAGGUCAACCGAAGAUAACAUUCAGAAUUUUCAUGCAAAUUUUUAUCCUAGCACUUCUCGGGCCUGUCAUUGAUCAAAAUUUCUACUAUGCUGGGUUGAAGCUCACAUCCCCAACCUUCUCAUGUGCAUUGAGCAACAUGCUUCCAGCCAUGACUUUUGUGAUGGCAUUCUUUUGCCGGAUGGAGAAGAUAAACUUAAAGAAGGUGAGAUGCAUAGCAAAGAUAGUGGGAACAUUAGUGACAGCUGCAGGAGCUAUGUUGAUGACCUUAUACAGAGGUCCUAUAGUGGAGAUGGUAUGGGCCAAGCAUGCUAAUCCACACAGUAAAACCAAUGGAACAAGCACCACAGGAUCAUUGGACAAAGAUUGGUUCUUAGGGUGCAUCUUUCUUAUGAUUGCCACCCUUGCUUGGGCUUCCCUCUUUGUUUUACAAGCCAAAGCUAUACAGACGUACAAGAAUCAUCAGCUAAGCCUAACUUCACUUGUGUGCUUUAUAGGCACAAUUCAAGCUAUUGCUGUUACUUUUGUAGCUGAACACAAUCCUUCAGUAUGGAGAAUUGGCUUGGAUAUGAAUUUACUUGCUGCUGCCUAUGCUGGGAUUGUGACCUCAAGUAUAUCAUACUUUGUACAAGGACUGGUGAUUAAGAAGAAAGGGCCUGUCUUUGCAACUGCCUUUAGCCCUUUAAUGAUGAUCAUUGUGGCUGUCAUGGGCUCCUUUAUCCUUGCGGAACAAAUUUAUCUUGGAGGUGUGAUAGGUGCCAUCUUGAUUGUUAUAGGGUUAUACUCAGUUCUGUGGGGAAAACACAAAGAACAAAUGGAGAGCAAAGUGGCAGAUGAAAUUCCCUUGCCUGUAAAGGAUGCUCAAGUUGGUGUAAUUGAAGGGCCAAUGAUUAAUGCUACAGAUAAUUUCACUGAAGAAAAAAGAGAUACCAACAACAACCUCUCUUCGGUGCUAAUAACUAUGCCUAAUCCAGAUGCUCCCUCGAAAGCUAACCAAGAUGCAAAGUCUUAAGCAAUUUGGAAAUGUUUCUUUAAAAAUAUAUGUUUCAUCAUAUCCUCAUUUUGCCCUUUUUAGCAAUUUUUCCUUUAUUGUUUUCUCUCUUCUUUUUUUUUUUUGUUGCUAUAAAAGGGGUCUUGUUUGUUUGUUGCAUUUAAGCAAUAUAUAAUUGUGUAAGAUAUUCCAAUAACUUGCUAGUCAAAUUAGAAAGAGAAUGAUCAUAAAGCUUCUGUCUCCCGAGGCUCUCUAUUAUAGAUUAAUUUCGUUCACUCUUA
Messenger RNA from Cajanus cajan (pigeon pea), 1600 nucleotides. Its product is annotated as WAT1-related protein At5g07050. Lineage: Eukaryota; Viridiplantae; Streptophyta; Magnoliopsida; Fabales; Fabaceae. The record is from RefSeq and is a predicted model, not a curated record. Gene Ontology annotation, cellular component: membrane. Gene Ontology annotation, molecular function: transmembrane transporter activity.